CCCCCCAGGGAUUUGGGGAUGCUGACAAUAGCCUGAAAGGGUUGCAAGAGGAGCAGCUGAGGAGGAGGAAGCGGAAGAGAAGGCGGGGGGGGGGGGUGAAGCGCUUGGAAAGGAGGCAGAGCUUGGAGGAGGCUGCAGAAGCCAACUGGGCCUCAUAACGAGCAGGACUUUCCUGAGUCUUCAGGGGCCUCCUUGAGUCUGCAGAAGGGUGCAAGAGGACAGCGCUGCCUGAAGGAUUGCACCUGUUCUUACACACACACCGUACCAGCCUGAAGGACUCUGGGCUGCUGCAUGCUUUGGAUAAAGAACAAGGUAAAUGUUGGGAGAGGAAGAAUGAUAGAAACCCCAUGGAUGGAGCUGCUAGAUGGGAAAAAAGGAAACAAGAGAGGCUAAAAACUGGAGAAAACUGGGAGAAGAGGAAUCAAUCCAAUGCUUUUCAGUAUGUAAUCCAGCAAAUAAUACAGCAAGCAGGAGAAAGAAGCCUGUGUCCUCCGUGUAGGAAAAGCUCCUCUACUGAACUCAGCUUUCAAUCUUAGAAGGAAAUGAACGCAAGGAAGAAACCACAUAAAUGCCUGGAAUGUGGAAAGAGCUUCAGCACGAGUGGAGAAUUUACUAUACACCACAGAACUCACACUAGGGAAAAACCACAUAAAUGCUUGGAGUGUGGAAAGAGCUUCAGCACAAGAGCACAUCUUAUUAGACACCAUAGAACCCACACUGAGGAGAAACCACAUAAAUGCCUGGAGUGUGGAAAGAGCUUCAGCACAAGUGCACAUCUUAUUGUACACCAUAGAACCCACACUGGAGAGAAACCACAUAAAUGCCUGGAGUGUGGAAAGAACUUCAGCACGAGACCACAACUUACUGUACACCACAAAGCCCACACUGGGGAGAAACCACAUAAGUGCCUGGAAUGUGGAAAGAGCUUCAGCACAAGUAGAAAACUUACUAUACACCACAGAACCCACACUGGAGAAAAACCACAUAAAUGCUUGGAGUGUGGAAAGAGCUUCAGCCAGAGAGCACAUCUUACUAUACACUGUAGAACACACACUGGGGAGAAACCACAUAAAUGCCGGGAGUGUGGAAAGAGCUUCAGCACCAGUGGAGAACUUAUUGUACACCACAGAACCCACACUGGGGAGAAACCAAAUAAAUGCCUGGAGUGUGGAAAGAGCUUCAGCACAAGUACACAGCUUAUUAUACACCACAGAACCCACACUGGGGAGAAACCACAUAAAUGUCUGGAGUGUAGAAAGAGCUUCAGCCAGAGAGCACAUCUUACUGUACACCACAGAACUCACACUGGGGAGAAACCACAUAAAUGCCUGGAGUGUGGAAAGAGCUUCAGCACAAGUACAGAUCUUAUUAGACACCAUAGAACCCACACUGGGGAGAAACCACAUAAAUGCCUGGAGUGUGGAAAGAGCUUCAGCACAAGUAGAAAACUUACUAUACACCUCAGAACCCACACUGGAGAAAAACUACAUACAUGCCUGGAGUGUGGAAAGAGCUUCAGCACAAGUACACAACUUAUUGUACACCACAGAACCCACACUGGGGAGAAACCACAUAAAUGCCUGGAGUGUGGAAAGAGCUUCAGCACAAGUACACAGCUUAUUAUACACCAUAGAACUCACACUGGGGAGAAACCACAUAAAUGCCUGGAGUGUGGAAAGAGCUUCAGCCAGAGAGCACAUCUUAUUGUACACCAUAGAACCCACACUGGGGAGAAACCAUAUAAAUGCCUAGAGUGUGGAAAGAGCUUCAGCACAAGUACACAUCUUACUCUACACCACAGAACUCACACUGGGGAGAAACCACAUAAAUGUUUGGAUUGUGGAAAGUGGUUCAGAACAAGUGGAUAUCUUAGUAAACAUCACAGAACCCACACUGGGGAGAAAUCACAUAAAUGCCUUGAGUGUGGAAAGAGCUUCAGCCGGAUUGGAAAUCUGCAAACACACCAUAGAACCCACACUGGGGAGAAACCACAUACAUGCUUGGAGUGUGGAAAAUGCUUUAUCCAGGAAGCACAUCUUACUGUACACCAUAGAACCCACUACGGAUGUUCAUGAACCAGUCCGGAGGCCAUUCUAGAGGUGGUGCUUCAAAGGUAGUGCUGGCUCAAAGAUUCAGCGCCGGUGGUGUGGUAGUUCUUUAAGGGCAGUGGAGGGUGCACUUACCCCUCCCUCCACUUCCCCCCCUCUGGCACUCCAUUUUGAGCAAAAACGCAUGGAGCAGCAGUGUUCCUCCCUACUGCCCCUUUCCUCGUUCUUGGCUGGAAAUGGCUGGAAGUAGCGCAUGCGCCCAUCACGAUGUGUGCUCAGUAUGUACAUGAUAUGGGUGCAUGCGCAGGGGCUUUUCCUGGCCAAGAACAGGGGAAGGGGCGGCAGGGAGCUAUGCUGCCACCCCAUGGGUUUUGCUAAAAAUGGAGCUCCGGUGGGGGGAAAGCGGAGGGAAGGGUAAGUGCACCCUUCCCCACCCUUAAAGAACCACUGCCCCCAACGUCAAACUGCAUCUCCGCGGUUUCAUGCACACUACUAGAACCUACACUGGAGAGAAGCCACAUAAACAACAGAAGCAUGGUGGAACAGUGAGAACCAGUGAGACACUUUUAUCCCUUCAUAUAAACUCUAUAGAAAAGGCAGGGAGGGGCGCCUUGGAGGUGGAGUAGCACUGUAUGUUAAAGAAGGGAUAGAAUCUAACAAGCUAGAAAACCUAGUUGUUCUGGAGUCCUCCACAGAAACCCAUACAAGGCCUGAAAGGGAACGUGCUACUGGGGAUGUGCUAUUGCCCUCUGGAUCAAAACGCUGACAGCGACUGGGAGUUGCAGGAGGAAAUCAGGGAGGCAUCAAGGAGAGGCAGGGCUGUAAUAAUGGGUGACUUCAAUUACCCACACAUAGGCUGGGUAAAUUCAGUCAGGUAAUGACAAAGAGGUCAAAUCAGAUACGCUGAAUGACUGUGCCCUAGAAGAGUUGGUCUUGGAACCAACCAGAGAGAAGGUGACCUUGGACUUCAUCCUGAGUGGCAGUGGCACCCAGGACCUGGUGUGUGAUGUCAGUAUCCUCAACCCUUUUUAGCGAACAGUGACCAUAGUGUGAUCAAAUUCAGCAUACAUACGGGGAGAGAAUCACCAAGGAAGUCUAACACAGACAUUUUGAAUUUCGGAAGCGGAAACUUCUCCAAAAUGAGGAGUAUGGUGAAAAGAAAGCGGAAAGGGACAAUCAGGAGAGUCACUUGGCUACAGAGUGCAUGGAGUUUACUCAAAAUCACAAUACUAGAAGCCCAGUUAGAUUGUAUACCCAAAAGGAGGAAAGGUACCACUAUGUCCAGGAGGAUGCCAGCAUGGCUAACAUUCUACAGCAAUGUGCAAAAACAUGUAUGAAAAUGUACUUCAUUAUCCUUAAUGCAUGAAAAUGCACUUCAUUAUCAUUAAUGGAUUCUGAAUACAGAAUCUGGAUCCCCUGUGUACCAAACACAGAUCAAGUGCUAUUUAGCCAUCCAGAGCAUAGGCUAGAAGUUCAAACUCUCCAGCUCACAAGGAAGCCAUAAAAGGGAAGAAGACUUCCUUCCGAAAUUGGAAGGCCUGUCCAAAUGAAGAGAACAGAAAGGAACACAAACUCUGACCAAAGAAAUGCAAGGUGACAAUAAGGGAGGCAAAAAGAGAGUUUGAGGAACAUUUAGCUUAAAAAGUCAAGGGGAAUAGCAAAUACUUCUUUAAAUGCCUCAGAAGCAGGAAACCUGCCAGGGAGGCGGUUGGACAAUGACGGAGUGACGGAGUGAAAUGAUGGAGAAGUUCCUAAUUAUGGCAAGAUUAUGAAAAAUUAGUUUCUAAAAUGUAUAAACUGUUACUUUUGGAGGAGACAAAAGAGCAAGUGGUCAAAACAACUAUGAUAAAGUGGGCUCAAGAUGUGGGACACAAUAUAGAAAUCGCAACCUGGGAAAAGUUAUGGGAAAAUGAUUUAAAAUUUACUGCUUGUUAUGCUUUGAAGGAAAACUAUUAUAAAAUGAUGUACAGAUGGUAUUUGACACCAGAAAAACUGGCAUUAAUGUAUAAAAAUGUUUCAAACAAAUGUUGGAAGUGUGGGUAUUCUGAAGGUACCUUUUUUCAUAUGUGGUGGACCUGUGGGAGGGCUAAGGCCUAUUGGGACAUGAUAUAUAACGAAUUAAAGAAAAUAUUCAAAAUGACAUUUCCUAAGAAUCCAGAAUCCUUCCUGCUGGGAAUAACACAAGGUGUAAUUUCUACAAAUAAUUUAACAUUCUUCAUGUAUGCUUCUACGGCGGCUAGAAUAAUAUAUGCACAGAAAUGGAAGAGUAAUGAACUGCCUUCAAAAGAGGAUUGGUUGAUCCUCAUCAAAGACUCCUGAGGAAACUUAGCAGUCAUGGGAUAAGGGGACAAGUACAUGUGUGGUUUGCUAACUGGUUGAAAGACAGGAAACAGAGGGUAGGUAUCAAUGGAGAGUUUUCACAAUGGAGGGAAGUAAGAAUUGGGGUUCCCCCAGGGACUUUUGUACUGGGACUGGUGCUUUUUAAUUUAUUCAUAAAUGAUCUAGAAGCAGGGGUAAGCAGCGAGGUGGCCAUAUUUGCAGGUGAUACCAAAUUUUUUCGGGUAGUGAAAAUCCAUAAGUGAUUGUGAAGAGCUCCAAAAGGAUCUCUCCAAACUGGGUGAGUGGGCGACAAAGUGGCAAAUGUGGUUCAAGUAUAAAGUGAUGCACAUUGGGACGAAGAACCCCAACUUCAAAUAUAUGCUGAUGGGAUCUGAUCUGUCGGUGACUGACCAGGAGAGGGUUCUUGGGGUCAUGGUGGACAACUCAUUGAAAGUGUCAACUCAGUGUGCGGAGGCUGUGAAAAAGGCCAAUUCCAUGCUAGGGAUCAUUAGGAAGGGGACUGAAAAUAAAACUGCUAAUAUUAUAAUGCCCUAAUACAAAACUAUGGUGUGGCCACACCUGGAGUACUGCGUACAAUUCUGGUCACCACAUCUAAAAAAGGACAUUGUAGAACUGGAAUAGGUGCAGAAGAGGGCAACCAAGAUGAUCAGGGGGCUAGAGCACCUUUCUUAUGAGGCAAGGCUACAACACCUGGUGCUUUUUAAUUUAGAAAAAAGACUGUGGGGAGACAUGAUAGAGGUCUAUAACAUCAUGCCUGGUAUGGAGAAAGGGGACAGAGAGAAAUUCUUCUCCCUCUCACAUCACACUCGAACUAGGUAUCAUCCCAUGAAAUAGAUUGCCAGGAAAUCUAGGGCCAACAAAUGGAAGUACUUUUUCACAAAACACAUAAUGCACUUGUGGAAUUCUCUGCGACAAGAUGUGGUGACAGUCAACAACCUGGAUGGCUUGAAGAGGGGUUUGGAUAACGUCAUGGAGGAGACGUCUAUCAUCGGUUACUGGUCGGAGGGCUUCAGGCCACCUCCAGCCUCAAAGGCCUGAUGCCUCUGAGUACCAGUUGCGGGGGAGUAACAGCAGGAGAGAGGGCAUACCCUCAACUCCUGCCUGUGGCGUACAGCGGCAUCUGGUGGGCCACUGUACGAAACAGGAUGCUGGACUAGAUGACCCUUGCAGGGCUGUUCUUAAAUGCCUGAAGUGUGGAAAGAGCUUCAACCUGAAUAAACACCAUAGAACGCACACUGGGGAGAAACCACAUGAAUGCCUGGCGUAUGGAGAGACUUCAGCACAAGUGGAGCUCUUACUGUAUCCCAUAGAACCCACAUAGAGAAAACCACGUGAAUGCUUGGAGUGUUCAAAAGAACUUCAGGAGGAAGGCAAGCCUUACUGCACAUGAACAAACUCACAGAGCAUAAUAACCAUAAGUAGUAGUUUAUAUACAGCACAUACCUGGGUGGAGCCUAAGUAAGGGCAAGUGAAGCCACAGACUAAGUAAGGGCAAGAACUAUGGGCAAAGUUAAGUCAGAGCCUAGUAAGGGCAAGACAUCAUCAAACCCCUCCCACUGAAGGGCAUGAUGUCACCACAGCAGGGAGGAGUUGAAAACCCUCCAGAGAACAUGCCCAGGCAUGCCCAGAGCCUCCUGUACUAUGAGGCCUACCCACCUGACCUGUGAGGACCAAUAGGAAGGUGGUCCCUGCCUGCCGUUCAAUGACUAUAGUGUUGCUGCUGCAUGGAGUAUCCUACAAGGCUUGUAGCAUAGUACCCAUUGCAUAAAGUUAACAAUUCAACUGUUUGCUUGUGGGUUUGAUUAUGGAAUCUCCUCAGAGUCCUAAUGUGGCAACAAAUCAGCCAGAUUCUACACCUAAGCCAAGAAAACGUUAUAUUAGCACCAGUUCAGAUGAUGAACCACAAGGACCUCCUGUGAAAACCUAUGCUGAAGAACAAGCUGAGACGAGGGAAAUGUGGCAAGAGAUCCUGGCAACCAUGGCAGCUGAGCCACAGGUAAAUAUAUUUUACAGUCUAGGGUGUGUGUGUGUGUGUGUGUG
Hemicordylus capensis (graceful crag lizard) is the source of this 6428-nucleotide messenger RNA. Its product is annotated as zinc finger protein 420-like. The record is from RefSeq and is a predicted model, not a curated record. The transcript is spliced from 2 exons. Lineage: Eukaryota; Metazoa; Chordata; Lepidosauria; Squamata; Cordylidae. The coding region runs from base 543 to 2075 and encodes 510 amino acids. Gene Ontology annotation, biological process: regulation of cytokine production; negative regulation of transcription by RNA polymerase II; regulation of immune system process.